Messenger RNA from Sardina pilchardus (European sardine), 2057 nucleotides. Its product is annotated as paternally-expressed gene 3 protein-like. The transcript has 5 exons. Lineage: Eukaryota; Metazoa; Chordata; Actinopteri; Clupeiformes; Clupeidae. The coding region runs from base 48 to 1982 and encodes 644 amino acids. The record is from RefSeq and is a predicted model, not a curated record.
CUUUUUUGUUUGCAGUGGUUUAGGCCACAAGCAUCACUACAGGCAAAAUGAAAAUCUUCACAGGGAUGAAGUCGAGGAUUGCUUUAUUGUUGCUGAUCGUUAUUACCCAUGAUGCAGGAUUGGUUGAUGGUGUAUAUUAUGUUCCAAGCCAAUCGUCCCCUGGCAAUUCGUUCUUGCAUUGGUUUUCCUCAGAAGUCAGAGUUCCCCAACAUGCCUCAGGCCAACAGCCGUCCAGCUUCAGUGAACCCUCCCAGUCAUUUCAGAGUGGGCCUACUUCAGUAGGUCAGCCUUCCUUUCUUCCCCAGCCUGUUCCAACAAAAACACAACCUAUGCAGAGCAACUACCACAGUGGUAGACCGGUUGACCGAAACAAUGUUCAGACAUUGCAGACCCAGUAUAGCCAAGGUAGGCAGAGCUACCAGCAGACACAGGUCAACACCAAGCCAGUGACUUUUUCAACACAGACUAGCAAUAAUCCAUUGCCUCAUCAGAGUCUCCUUACUCCAUCUACAAGCUCCAGCCAGUCCCCUAGGCCUCAACAGAUGCUAUACAACCCUGAACCGAGCAAUCAGAAACCACUACCUGUGUCUAGACCAGUGAAUGUUUGGAACUCCCAAGAAAGCCAGCAUGGAGAAGUACUGAGCAACACCAGACCAAUUCAAGGAAACCACCAGUCAUCCCAGACCAGAUAUCCAACAAACUAUUUUGUACAACACGGCUCUUGGAGACCAGCAGCAGCUACUGCCAGACCAGUACAAGCAAACUACCAGUCUUCCCAGAGAACAUCAGCAAGCCCUGUUGCUCAGCAUGUUGAGAGGCCCAGGCAAUCAGAAUAUUUGGCAAAUCCUGGCCAGAACUGGCAUCAACCUCCUGCUCCAGUUUCUAAAGGUCAGUUUGCAAAGCCAGAGCAGAGCCAGCAGACCUCCAUUCCAGCACAGGUUAACUACCAUCCCUCCCAGACCAGAUAUCCAACGAGCUCUGUCAUCCAACAAAGCCCUUGGAAUCCAGCAGCUACUGCCAGACCAUCAGGGCAUCAGAGCUGGCGUCCAUCUUCAGUUUCUGGUACUCAAAUGCAGUUCAAGCCUCCGCAGAAUCCUCAGGCCCAACAAGGCUCUUGGAAACCAGCAGCUACUGCCAGACCAGUUCAAGCGAGGCCCCAGCAAUCAGAAUAUUUGCUAAAGCCUGGCCAGAACUGGCAACCCUCUACUCCUGUUUCUAGAGGUCCAGUUGCAAAGCCAGAGCAGAGACCGCAGACCGCCAUACCAGCAAAGGGUAAAUACCAGCCCUCCCAGACCAGAUAUCCAGCAAGCCCUUUCGUCCAACAAAGCCCUCGGAAACCGGCAGCUAUUGCUAGACCAGUGCAAGCAAACUACCAAUCUUCCCAGGAAACGUCAGCGAGCUCUGUUCUGCAUGCUGAGAGGCCCCAGCCAUCCCAGACCAGGUCUCCAGCAAGCUCUGUGGCCCAGCACAUGGGUGCCUGGAGUUCAGCCUCAACUGCUAAGCCAGUCUACAACUGGCCUCUACCAUACGCAGGUUCCAACAAUCCCCUGUCCUCUAUGCUGGAGUGGAGGCCCCCGACAGCCACCCCAUCCAGGACUGCACAGAGUAAUUACCAGACAUCCCAGAGUAGAUUCAACAACCAAGCUCUGGCCCAGUCAGCUAACCGCUUUAAGCCAGCUUCACCUGUCCAUGAGAAACCUAGAUUCAGUCCAAGCCAGAGCAGCAGGCCUUCUGCCCAAAGUGGUGUUAUGCCCAUACAGAGCAGUUAUGAGGCUGCUGCUGGUCGAUUGCAGAGUGGAUCAAGGCUUGUAGUUGCAUCUGGUACUGGUGAGAAUCGGGGGCAGUCGUAUUCACCUAGUCCAGUCCAAGGUAAUCGGCAACAAAGUCCAGUUUGCAACUCCUGUCCAUAUGCCCAUCCCUAUGCCUCCAUCUCUCAAGGAGUGGCUUCUGGCAACUCUCGCCUUGGUCAGACCAAGAGCUAAAGGCUCAGAGUAUGUCUAUGCAGUGUUGAGUGAAGAUGCCUUGAAACAAAGUCUCAAUAAAAUGUCUUUACAGUA